Periophthalmus magnuspinnatus is the source of this 1190-nucleotide messenger RNA. RefSeq names its product cyclin-T2-like. The transcript has 2 exons. The coding region runs from base 1 to 975 and encodes 324 amino acids. Lineage: Eukaryota; Metazoa; Chordata; Actinopteri; Gobiiformes; Gobiidae. The record is from RefSeq and is a predicted model, not a curated record.
AUGUCUUUUUUGAAAGUGGAGAAGAUUAGAUAUUCCAAGAAGGGUAUUGCCUUUCAAAAUUCCAAGAAGCCAAAGACCGAUGGACAGUCAGUGGACAGUGCCUCCUCUUUACACAGCCUCUCCAGCUCCUCCUUCCCCUCCACUUCCGACGCGGAUUUGCACUCCUUGAACUCUUUAACUGCCCCCUUCGCCUCCUACCAACCCAUGAGCGGCGACGCAGCAAAGGCUUGUGGGUACGAGCAGUUCUCCCAGCCGCUCCACUCGGACUUCACUUUGAUCAAACCUGAAAAAUCGUCAAAACACCAACAGUUAGGAGCCAAUGGAACCACUUUUUCUAGACCGCAAAAGGUGUUGACACUUGAGAAGUACAGAGAGAAGCACGCGCCCGAACUAGCGCUGCAAAAUGGUUUAAAAAGUGAAACUGAAAUGUACCCCACCUUAUCACCCAUAGCAACAUCCCACCAUCACCACCAAAAGAAACGCUCGCAGGCGCACCCCAGUGGGCAAUCGGGAGAAGGCAGGUGGGAGAAAUCCAGCUCCAAAAAGCCCAAAAUCUCCCACAACUUCGCAGAAAACGGCUCGCCGUCAAACGAGGAGCUAAAAAUGCGAAUUAAAGUGUCUUCAGAGUCAAAGGAAAAACACAAAGAUCACCAUCGACAUUCGAAACAUUCACACCAAUACGAAGUGAACGGGAGAGGCGCCAUGGACACUUUAAUACGACCACAAGGGGCCGACGUGAGUGCCGUUUCCUCGAGGAAGAGGGCUCACGCUGACGGCGGUAACCGUAACAACCAUCACCACGCGUCGAAAAGCAGUCGGAGUUCAAAAGCGUCUAUAAAUUCCCAUUUUUCCGACGCAAAUCACGGACAUGACGGAACCAACGGACUUCUGCCUCCUAAUGGUCAACACACUGAUUACAAAAACACUUUCGAUAUGCUGGACUCUCUACUAAGUGCCCAAGGAAUGAACUUAUAACUCACAAAAACACAGUGUUGAUAAGAUUUUAAGGUAUUAUUGAUUUAUAGAAUUAAAGAGAUUUUUAUUUGUCUUAAGUUAUCUUGAAUUUCGUGUCAGUCGUGUCCACGCGCACUGAUUUUAAUUUGAAAAAGGUGAUUCUCGUUAAAAGCUGUCGAUAUAUGUAUAUGCAUAGAGCUGUGUAUUACUACUAGCUUGCAACACGAAAUUUAAAA